AUGCCGCCGAUGCCGCCUUUACCAGCUUCAAGAGUACAAGAAUCAUGUGCGUUUCCAAGGUCAGGAGUGGAUUAUCUUGGACCAUUACUGGUGAAAACUGUUGAAGGACCGAAAAAAGUGUGGCUGUGUUUGUUUUCUUGUAUGGUUACCAGAGCUGUGCAUUUGGAAGUGAUUCAGGAUAUGACUUCAAACGAGCAAAACAUUGGAUCUCAUAUGGAAAAUGUGACAAAAUGUGCAGUCAUAUGUGUCAUCUACUGGGAUAAACUGGCAUUUCAUGGUGGAGUUAGCGCCCUGGAUGGGGGAUUUUACGAAAGACUUGUUGGAUUUGUUAAACGUGCUUUGCGAAAGACUCUUGGUAGAAAAAUGCUAACUCUGUUUCAGAUGCAAACAUUGAUAAAAGAGGUAGAAGCUGUAGUGAAUUCAAGACCCUUAGUUUACGUGUGUGAUGACGUAAAUUCCGACAUCACUCUUACUCCAAGUCAUUUCCUGACACCAAACCACACACAGGUAUCCCAGAAGCCAGUAUGGACAGCUCAGAUUUGGAAUACAACCCUUACGAAAGUUCAAGUGACCAUUUGCUGA
Messenger RNA from Mercenaria mercenaria, 582 nucleotides. RefSeq lists its product as uncharacterized. Gene Ontology annotation, molecular function: nucleic acid binding. NCBI's taxonomy places the organism in Eukaryota, Metazoa, Mollusca, Bivalvia, Venerida, Veneridae. The coding region runs from base 1 to 582 and encodes 193 amino acids. The record is from RefSeq and is a predicted model, not a curated record. The transcript has a single exon.